Molecule: messenger RNA, 675 nt
Organism: Ruditapes philippinarum (Manila clam)
Lineage: Eukaryota; Metazoa; Mollusca; Bivalvia; Venerida; Veneridae
Exons: 2
Coding region: 93-572 (159 amino acids)
Source: RefSeq, a predicted model, not a curated record
CUGUAUAUAUAGCGAUAUUUAUAAACAAAACAAAUAAAGAAGACUUUCUUAAAAUAUUAUAUGAUUUCAAAGCGAAUAAGAUAAUUAUUAUCAUGGACAUUACUCCUAGACUAAUCGUUUACAGUUUUGUUUUGGAGUCAUUUACUCUAUUAUUAUGUCAUGGCCAGCUCGAAAACAUGGGCAUGCUAGCCUUAAUGGGCGGAGGUGGUAUGGGUGGUAUGACUGGUGGGAUGAGUGCUGGUCUGGGUAUGGGGAUAGGUGGAAUGUCAUCGAUGGAAUAUGCGACACUUGACAACGCUGUCAAAGCUAUUGUAGGUCCGCAUGCCAGUCCAGAUAUGGCUCUUAUAAAUUACGCAACGCAGCAAGGAGGUUCGCCAAGAGGUUUCAUGCAGAUGAUGGGAUAUAUCCCGUUCCUCCAGAAUAUUGCCCGUACAGUUGGAAUUCGGCCCGUACCAGGUGAUACCCAAAAUAAUAAUGUGGCACAGAAUAGCGAUUCCAUUAUUAUGCAGAGGUCGGUAAGAUGGAUGCGAAAUAAUGGACUCCUUUUCUCGGCAGGUGGCGCUAUGUUUUAAAUUAAAUAUAACAGGAGAACGUGCAUUGCGUUUCUUACUUUUCCUUUAGAUGUAUAAGUAUUCUAUAACAACUUGAAUAAAAAGAAUAAAGUUCACCUUCCGU